Molecule: messenger RNA, 2829 nt
Organism: Amoebophrya sp. A120
Lineage: Eukaryota; Dinophyceae; Syndiniales; Amoebophryaceae
Source: the annotation of a GenBank genome assembly
UCUUCAUCGUCCACAAGAGCAUGACUGGAAGUCUUUUUCAAGCGCAACUUCCCGAGCCAUCAGGUCUCGUCCAACAACUCGUCCACCUAGAGGCGCUACUUCUAGCACCCAACCCUGCACGACAUAGGUGCUUUGGCUUUUACCACUUGGCUACUACAACUAUACUGGAAUAAUUAUUUCAUCCAGUUGUUUUCUUUCGCUCGUCGGUCAGGGACGAUAGUUCAUUCAACGACCAUGCAGCCCGCGAGGAAGCAGGCCGCGCGGCAGAUCCAGAUCAAGAUCGUGUCGGACACGGUCUGACCAUGGUUAUGAAUUGCAAAAGCAUCGUACUAGUAUGAAUUGCAUUACAAAUUUCCUCAGCAUGAGAAAUGAAAUUUGUAAUGCUGUUUUACCUUAGGAAGAAGAUUUGUCAUGCAUAUUUGCAAUUACUACGAGUGCGAUACUUUUGCACAGGAUAAUGGUGUUUCGUCGGCAAACGCCGACUGGAGACCGCGAUAAAGGAGUACAAUACGACGGCAAAUAGAAGUACUACCGCACAAGAACACACACAGCAAACUCCUGCUGAAGAUGACCAAGUUGCAACCAACGUGAACUUCAACAUCGAAUGGUUGCCGUUUCAGCUGAACCCACAGUUUCCCCAAGCCGAAAAGGUACGGAAAAGGGACUACUACGAGCAAAAAUUCGGCCCCGACCGGGCGAGCCAGAUCAUUCCCUACUUGCAGAAGGUGGGGAGAACGGAGGAUAUAAAUUUCAACUACGAGGGCUACACCGGCAACACCUUUAAUUCCCUAUGCACUACAAAAAUGUCUGGGUCUGGAAGGUUGGAACUUGUAAUGCUAGCUCUACAAUCCUGGGAAAUCUGUAUUGCAUAAGCAACAAAAUAAGUCGCAGCCUCUUUUGUCAUGCAAAAACGCAGUUUCUCAUGCGGAUUGCCUAUGAGAAAGCGUUUUGGGAAGUUGUCAUGCUGGGCUUCAUUCGGAAGUUGUUUUCAUCAUGCACAUUUUAGCAUCACAAGUUUGCAGACCCAGACAUAAUUGCAUUUGAUAUUCCCACCGCCUGAUCUAUUUGGCUUCGCGACCGGAGUACGGCGGGUCUUUGCAAUAUGGAGGCGUCAGGAGCGAAAUGGACAAAGUUGCAAUAAAAUUUGUGAUGCACAAAACCGAUGCGAGUUGCUGGAAGCGCACUUUAUAAGCGGCGCAAGACUACAAAUGUUGGUAGCAUCGAAAUCCAAUUUGUCACGCUGUUUGGGGCGAAGAAGUUUGGUUCUGUCGUGCUGCUUUAGCAGUUCUAUUUCUAGUUUCAAAAAGUAAAAGGCUCGUCACAAGAAUCCGCCUCACUUGCCACCUCUGGUGCAAGACAGGCAUUUUGUGGCUUCCGUUUUGUGCAUGACAAACUGUUUCAACCUCGUGGAUUUCGGUCCUGACACUCCCAUAUGCAAAAGCAGGACACGGUCGUGGAGAUAUGCGUUGCAAAAGUAUCGUACUCGUCUAAAUGCAUUACAAACUUCCUCAGCUGCAUGAGAAAUAAAAGUUGUAAUGCGGAUUUACCUCCAGAAAAAAAUUUGUAAUGCAUGAUUGCAAUUACUACGAGUGCGAUACUUUUGCACAGGAUAGGAGAUGCUUUUCAACAAUUUUUUCGAGAAGGAGAACUGGAUCGGGGAGUUUGACACGUUGAAAAAGAUUAUUGUGGCGAAAAAAUUUCCUCUCUCCCCAUAUCGAAAAGAAAAUUUGUGAUGCUGAGUUGUGACGACAAAUCAACUUGUAUUGCUAGAGGGCCAAGAGACGCAGCUGCUUCCUCGUUUGCAGGCAAUUUGUCACGCUGUUUCCCGUUUCCAGUUGCUUCCUGUCAUGCUGAAGACGCAAAGCUUUCCCACGCCAGCCAGAACUACAGUCUUCUGCACCAUCUCUUCAUCCCUUCUAGCAUGACAACGCGACUCGUGAUCACACAUCAUGCUACACAAGUCUCCCUUGGAGGAUGGGGAGGGGGGGAUUUGAUUUUUCCUUUUAAUAAAGAUCGGACUGGCGGCAAAAAUCGAGGCGAAAUGGGUCGAGAAAUUGGAAAGCGACCCAACGUAUCAAAUGUAAAAGUGUCUGGGUCUGGAAACUUGUGAUGCUCGGUGGCGUCUCAUGAUGAGGCUACAAAUGCUGGCUCAGCAUGACAAGUUUCUGAGCUCCUAGGUGUUGCCUACUCUGCAUGACAAACUGCGCUUCUGCAUCACAGAAAAACGGAGCGCUUGGGCAACGUGCAUGACAGAUUUAAGAAUCACGCCAGAAAAGCAUGACAAACAUGAACUCUUCCAGACCCAGACAUUUUUACAUUUGAUACAACGUUUUUGGCGUCCGAAGUGCGCACAUUGUUGGAAGAAAGCCACAAGGGAAAAUACGCGGUCAACGGAGUACCGGCUUUUUUUAUCGGGUUGAAUAGUAGGAGUUUUGCUGCUAGUGGCCGCGAUAAUGAAGGUGCACCGAAAAGAACUACGGUUCCUGAAGAAGACCACGAUGGCGCAUGUUCAGCAGGGGAAAUUUUCGAGCCGGUUGUCGCGAUCUCGGGGGCCCAGGAACCGGAGAACUUAAUCCGAGCUUUUGACAGGGUUUUAAAGAUAUGCGUUGCGAAUAUGUCUGGGUCUGUAAGGAUGCAAGGUUUGUCAUGCUUGUCUGGCAUGACGGAAGAGUUUUGUGAUGCGUGUCCAAGAAGAGACCCUUUUGCUUGUCAUGCAAAACACAGCUUGGCAUGCGGAAAGCGCAACACUAAGCCGCGCGAAUAUUUCUCAUGCUUGGCUGUGCAUUAGAGAGAAUUCACUACUCACAACUCAGCAUUACAAGUUUCCUG